Molecule: messenger RNA, 974 nt
Organism: Capsella rubella
Lineage: Eukaryota; Viridiplantae; Streptophyta; Magnoliopsida; Brassicales; Brassicaceae
Product: ribosomal L1 domain-containing protein CG13096
Exons: 7
Coding region: 91-789 (232 amino acids)
Source: RefSeq, a predicted model, not a curated record
UUCUCCUUCUUUUCGCGCCGCUCGGCUGCUUCAGAUAAAAUCGUAUUCCUCUCUCUGCAGUCUCCGAUCUAAAUUCACAACCUAUAGAAAAUGGGAUCACGACAAGGACCACCGAAGCAUCAGAACAAGUUCGCCUGGGUUCCCAAAUCCGGCGUCAAGAUCAACGAAACGGAAGUCGGUGGGAGAUUCAGACCACUAUCGGAGAUUACCGGAGUUUGCUAUCGCUGUCGAGAGCAGAUAGCUUGGAAACGCCGCUACGGCAAAUACAAAACCCUAACUGAAGCCGCCAAAUGUCAGAAGUGUACAAAGCGAAAUGUUCGUCAAGCAUACCAUAAGUUAUGCCCUGGUUGUGCCAAGGAGCAAAAAGUGUGUGCAAAGUGUUGUUCCCGUGUUGAUCAAAUCAUUGGAAGAGAUAUUUAUGAGGUAGAGGCUGAACAGAAGAUGCUUGAUGAGACUAUCAAGAAUGCUAGGGAAAGGGAUCGAAGGACCCUGUUACGUGCUAUGAACAAAGAUAACAAGCCGAAUAAAUCAGAUGAAGCCGCAACAAGGAGUGAUAGCAGCAAGGUUGGUGAUGUGUUUCCCUCAACAUCCCUUGAAGAAUAUGCAAACAAGUCAGGAAGAGUUAGCGGGAGUAUUGGUCAUGGUAGCGUACCUGAUCAUGGCCAUGAUGAUGAUGAUGAUGAUGAUAAUGCGAGUGGACCUGAAUCAGAUGAGGAUCACACUGGUGACGAUGAGCAUGAUUUGCGAGAAGACAUUGAUGCAACUGAGCCAUCUCAACUGCAGAAGUAAACUCAAUUUUGAUAGUAUCCUGAGAUUUUGCAAAACCGUUUAUUGCUGUUAUUUUGAGAGUAGACUUUACUUUGUCACCUGCAAUGCAAGACUAGCAAAGGAUAUUUAUAUGGUUGUAUCUUGUAUGUGAUGUGAUUUAAACGGGCCUUUCAGUAGACGUUCUUUACCGGCCCAAUUUCUAGUAA